This is a messenger RNA of Fusarium sp. VM40, 1527 nucleotides long. Lineage: Eukaryota; Fungi; Ascomycota; Sordariomycetes; Hypocreales; Nectriaceae. The record is from the annotation of a GenBank genome assembly.
AUGUCCGUCACUCUUCUCAAAAAAUACCUGCCAAUCUCUCUGGCCUUGCUAUUAUUCUACGGAAGCGCUUCACGAUUCACGCACGGCGCAACAUCAACUGCAUCGUUUUACCUGUAUCAAAACGAUCGAAGCCCCGAUGAUGGAUCAACUCUAUCCCAAAUGAUUCCUGUUUUCGAUCUUCUUAUUGGGUCCGCUAUCCUACGACGGGGCUUACCAAGCAAGCUCGCGACCUGUUUUGUCGCUUCUGCCAUCGGAAGUGUAGCUGUUCAACGAUAUAUGGCUGGUUUGGACUGUCAAGGAGAUUUUCUGCAGGCUAUUUGGGCGAUUGCUACGGCGGUUGUGGUAUUUGUUCACACACGGCAAUAUCUCGCAUCAACUGCAAAUGGCGACCACGAUAUACCAAAGCUCGCUGUAAACCAAUACAUUCCUCACGAUAAUCCAAACCCUCAGCCUGGCGAUGUCACCAUUGUUGGCGCUCACGCCAAUGGGUUUCCAAAGGAACUGUAUGAACCACUGUGGGAUGAACUGUUCGAAAGUGCAAAGAAGAAGAAUAUUCGAGUAAGAUCGAUAUGGAUUGCGGAUGUGUGGAAUCAAGGCCAAUCAGGUGUCACUAACGAGGUUCUUCUUGGCAACGAUUCAAGUUGGUAUGACCAUGCGAGAGAUCUGAUGUAUCUCAUCAACCAAAAUCAACGAGAUAUGCCUCAUCCUAUCGUUGGGAUUGGUCACAGUAUGGGCGGAACUCAACUGGCACAGCUGGCGCUUUGGCAUCCUCGACUCCUAAGCUCACUUGUUCUCAUCGACCCGAUCCUACAGAUCCCAAAUCCUAGUAUAUCUCUCGCUGGUCUUUCCACUAAAAGGCGGGAUAUCUGGCCAUCAAGAGAUGGUGCCGCUGCCAAGUUCAAGCAGAGCAAAUUCUUCCAGGCAUGGGAUCCUCGUGUGCUUGAUCUUUGGAUCGAACAUGGUCUGCGCGAAGUUCCCACAGAGCUCUACCCAGCAGAGAAGGACCCAGUGUCUGAUGGCAGGGUCACACUGACAACAUCAAAGCACCAAGAGCUGUUCAGCUUUGUCAGACCAAUAUAUUUAUCAAGGGAAUGGGAACCUUCAAACGAUCAAGAUCUCGAACAGAAUCUAGAUUGUCCAAACUACCCUUUCCACCGUCCGGAACCACCAAGGAUAUUCCGCCAGCUUCCUGAGCUCCAGCCAAGUCUACUUUAUAUCUUUGGAAAGCAAUCAGACUUCUCAACCCCACCUCAACGGCAGGAGAAGAUGCAAAUCACUGGUACAGGAGUUGGAGGCAAUGGCGGUUCUGCUUCUGGAAGGGUGCAAGAAGCAGUCCUCGAUUGCGGCCACUUAGUCCCGAUGGAAAAGGUCUCAGAGUGUGCAGAUACAAUAACUUCGUUCCUUGAUAAGGACAUGGACCGAUGGCGAGCUGAGCAAGACGCUAUCAAGAAGCAUCGAGAGGGCAUGUCACGACGGCAGCAGAUCACAAUUGAUGAGGAGUGGGAAGACAAAGUGAAGCUUGGAUAA